AUGUCGACGAUAAACAUGGAUGAUUCGAAUGAUUCAUCGCUGUUUCAUUUCGAGAUGCCCAGAUUCCUGACGAUCGUUGAAAAAUUGGCGGAUGAGGAGGGGGUGCCGAAUCUCGUUCAAGAGGAGAUCGACUACAUUCGUGUGGCGAUGUCAUUCCUCAAAACGCGCGUCAAUCUCGCCGAUGAGCAUAAUCAGCUGCUCGAGGAGCAGGCAUUGAACCUAAGCGAUCUCAAAAUAGCGACGCCGUCGGAGGGCACCAGCGAUGACGAGCUUGUUGAAGACACCGCCGAGACAACGGCCGAACUGAGCAACUCGACGCUAAGCAACGCGAUGAGGGCGCACAAUGUGCCGAAAGUCGAAUUUGACAGUUUUAUUACGAACGAAAAAAAUUAUCUUCUCAUCGAGAAAAAAGAGUUCAAGUUUCGCCAAGAGGUCGACGAGAUGCUUCAAUAUCCGCUUGGAGUGGUCUAUGAUGAAAUUGUGAAGACAUGGUUCAUCGCGGAAAAUAAAUUGAACAAGAUCAUGCUGGUUUCCGAUGCUGACGGCGUUGAUGUUAUCGAAAUGCCCGAAGUUUACGACGGCCCAUCGGCGUUAUGUAUUAAUAAGGAAGGCGAAUCGAUUGCGAUUCUUUGCUCAACUCCAGCGCACACCUCAAUCGUCACCUAUAACUACGAACUCGGCCGAAUAUUGCCAUUUUUGAGCUCGAACGACGCGAAGCUGAAGUUAUCGCACGUGUGUCGCGGUCUCGCCAAAUCCAUCGGCGGCUCGAUGCUGACGCUCGACUCGCACGGCAAAGGACGCCUGCGAAUCCUUCGCAGCGGCAUGGAACACACCGAGGUGAUACCGAACGCGCGCAAUCCGAGCUUCAUCGCGAGUUGCCGCAAAAAGGUGGCCAUCACCGAUCUCGGCACACAAUCGGUCUACAUGUUCGUCGUCAACGAUUUGGACUGGGACGAGCAGACGCCGCCGCGCGUCGAGCUGAUCAGCCGAAUCGGAAUGGCCGGAAUGGUAGCGAACCAAUGCAUGAACGCGCCGGUGUUCUGCUAUGUCGCCGGAUGUCAGUUCGACGCCAAUGAGAAUGUGCUGAUCGGCGAUGCACGCGGACGGACCAUAAAGCUUUUCGAAUCGGACCUCUCCUAUAUUCAACGGCUUUCAUGCGACUUUUGCCUUCCGUACAUGUCAAACUUUUUCAUCAACAGCAAAGGAGAGGCGAGUAUGGUCAUAACUUGUAUCAAAGGAGACGAGAAGAUGUGCUUCGCGCAAUUGACGUGCUGCGAUUCGCUGCGAGUGUGGAUCGCACCAACCGAUGUUCGUCAUCCGCCGCCGCGUCGCGGCACAUUUGUCGCGCGCUACCGCGGCCGCUAUCGUCAUUAA
Molecule: messenger RNA, 1374 nt
Organism: Caenorhabditis bovis
Lineage: Eukaryota; Metazoa; Nematoda; Chromadorea; Rhabditida; Rhabditidae
Source: the annotation of a GenBank genome assembly